AUGGAGACAGAAAUCAAAAGAACAGCCUCGUAUUCCAAACCACAAGACAAUGGAAACCCAGAAAUCGAACUGGCUACCGGCCAGGUCGUCAUGGGCCUGCUGGACAUGCCCAUGAAGCGCAAGUUCGGCAUCCUCAGCAUCAUCGCCGUGGGCUACAAUAUCUCCAACAGCUGGGUCGCCAUCGCCACCAGCUUUGCUAUUGCCGUGCAGUCUGGAGGCGCUGUGUCAUUGCUCUACGGUAUCGUCGCUGUCACUGUUGCCAUGCUGUGCACGGGUGUCACCCUGGCGGAGCUGGCCAGCGUCUAUCCCACCGCAGGCGGACAAUACCAUUUCACCUCUAUUCUGGCGUCUGAGCGAUGGAGUCGCGGUCUGUCGUACUUUAGUGGUCUUGCAGCCGUGUUCUCGUGGAUCACACUCGCGGCGUCGAUUGCGGUGGCUUCGACGCAGGCGCUCAUGGCCGUGGUUAUCCGCUGGCAGCCUGAGUAUGUGCCUCAUGCGUGGCAUUACUUUCUGGUGUAUCAGCUCUUCAACGUCGUCAUGGUUGUCUACAACAUCUUUCUCACCAACAGAACCCUCUGGGUCUACAAUGCGGGCUUUCUGCUCUCCCUCGGAACCUUCCUCGCCAUCACCAUCGCCUGUCCCGCCCGCUCCCACACCGAGGUCGACUCCUGGGCCAUCUGGACGCAGUUCACCAAUGGCUCCGGCGGCUGGCCCAACGGCAUCUCCUUCCUGACCGGCCUCUCCACGCCGCAGUUCAUGCUCUCCGGUCUCGACGCCACCCUCCACCUAGCAGAAGAGUGUCUCGAGCCAGAGCGUAUCGUCCCCAAGGCCGUGAUGGUAACCGUCAUUAUCGGCUUUCUCACCGCGUUCCCUUUUUCCAUCGCCGUCAUCUACAGCUACCGCGACGUGGAGUCAUCCCUGUCCUCCGCAACAGGAUUCCCCAUCUACUUCAUCUGGGAAAAAGCCACCCGCUCCCCGGCAGCUGCCACAAUCUUCAUGGCCGCCCUCGUCGUCGUCUCCGCCGUCGCCUUCAACGCAGUCCACCAGACCGCAUCCAGACUCACCUGGUCCUUCGCCCGCGACGACGCCCUCUUCUUCUCGCGCCGCCUCGCAUCCGUUCAUCCGUCCCUCAACGUCCCCGUCUACUCCCUCCUCCUGAAUGGUCUCCUCGUCCUUCUUAUCGGGAUUGUAUACGUCUGCUCGACGACAGCCUUCAACGCCUUCAUAGGCACAACCGUCAUCGUCGCGCAGAUCUCCUUCGCUGUCCCCGCGGCAUUGCUCAUCUACCGCCGUCGCUCGGCGGAGUAUCUCCCGCCAUCGAGGCCGUUCAAGGUCCCCCACGUGGUGGGGUACGUGUGCAAUGUGAUGACGAUUGUGUGGGCGGUGGUAAUUACGGUUUUCUUUACGUUUCCGACGACGUUCCCGGUUACCGGGGGGAAUAUGAAUUACGCGUCUGUUGUGUUGGUUGUAAUGUUGCUUCUGGGGGUGGUGAAUUGGUUUGUGUAUGCGAAGAGGCAUUACCAUGGACCGAGGUUGGAGAUGUAA
Aspergillus udagawae is the source of this 1545-nucleotide messenger RNA. RefSeq names its product putative choline transport protein. Gene Ontology annotation, cellular component: membrane. The coding region runs from base 1 to 1545 and encodes 514 amino acids. Gene Ontology annotation, biological process: transmembrane transport; amino acid transport. NCBI's taxonomy places the organism in Eukaryota, Fungi, Ascomycota, Eurotiomycetes, Eurotiales, Aspergillaceae. The record is from RefSeq and is a predicted model, not a curated record. The transcript has 5 exons. Gene Ontology annotation, molecular function: transmembrane transporter activity.